This is a messenger RNA of Suillus bovinus, 999 nucleotides long. RefSeq lists its product as uncharacterized. The record is from RefSeq and is a predicted model, not a curated record. NCBI's taxonomy places the organism in Eukaryota, Fungi, Basidiomycota, Agaricomycetes, Boletales, Suillaceae. The transcript is spliced from 6 exons. The coding region runs from base 1 to 999 and encodes 332 amino acids.
AUGUCCAGUAAAUUGAUAAGGCAAUUACUGCCAAGAUCAUCAUCAUCAUCACCAGUGCUCGGCAGCUUCCUCCGGGACCCAGCCACUAUUCUCUGGUAUACUAAGCAGGCUGAGGCGGUCAAGGAGUAUGGGCAUGGACCCCACCUUCCUGGCCUUUUGUUAUCAUGCUCAAAGGAGUUAAUGCAAGUUCAGAGAAUGACUCCUCAGGUCUGGCCGAACUGGCACAGCAUUGGGUAUGAUGAUACCUGUUUGUUGAUGCCUGCCUGGUGCAGCAAGAUUGUUGCAUGGGAGGCUUUAGGUAACUACACCUUUGACCUCCUGGUUGUGGCCGGGCUUCAGCCUUUCACCAACCCUACCUCCAAGUCCUGGGAGAAGGGAAAAGGUAAGGCAGUUGUCCCAGACCUGGAGCCAGAAGUGGAAGGGAGUUGGAAGAGGAAGUCUCCCAUGAUUCUGGCACUUCCCUCCAAACCACCAAAGUCCACUAUGAAGACUUGGAAGCAGAUGAAGACAAUUGGCCUUGCCAAGUUCAAGGUGUUUGUUGAGUCGGAAGAUGAUAAGGACUCAGUCACUCAGCUGAUUUCGCGUGGAGUGGUGGAGGUCGUCCUUCCCCAGCUCUCCACAGAUGUUGCAAGGACAUCCAGAUCCCCUCAGUCACCCCAGAGCCCCAAGAAGAAGAAACCUUUUGGGCCUGCUACGUAUCGGCUGGCUGGCAUAGACAUGCGCCUGGCCGGUGGGUAUCAGUUGCCAGGACCGCACCAGCCCCAUUGGCCACAAAGCAGGCAGGCUGUGCAUGUAGACCUAGUGCUGGCCAGAUAUGCCUGCAUCAUGCCACUGACUGGCAUGGCAUCUACACACACAUACGGGCCAGCUGGCCUUAUGUGUGGCAUCAGUGCUGGCCAGGCAUUCCUUGACCAUGCUACUGGCCAGCAUGGCAUCUAUGCACACAUACAGGCCAGCUGGCCUCAUGUGUGGAAUCAGUGCUGGCUGGGCAUGCCUUGA